AUGGCAUUCAAGAACAUACUCAUCUCUAUGCUUACUACCAUCUUUGGGCCAAGAACAUUGUCAAAAUCUCGGGCAGCAGCAGUAGUUGAGUGUGCUGUCUGCCUGUCGACCCUGGAGGGCGAAAAUGGGACGCGGGUGCUGCCUUGUCUGCAUGAGUUUCACAGCGUUUGCAUCGGUAGAUGGCUGGCCACCCCACAUUUCAAGAACACGUGUCCGGUUUGCAGGUUUCCAAUGGAACAAGACUGUAACGAAGGUGAUCAUAAGAGGUCCAGAAGACAAGAGCGUUUCACUGAGGAAAUGGCCAUUGAGGCAUACAAUGCUGCCAGUCCCUGUGAGGUGCCCUUCAGGAACAUGACCCUGAUCACAAUGGGAAAUGGGGGAGCUGGAGAUGCUUGGUGGUUUGACUGCCGUUUUUGA
Molecule: messenger RNA, 417 nt
Organism: Sesamum indicum (sesame)
Lineage: Eukaryota; Viridiplantae; Streptophyta; Magnoliopsida; Lamiales; Pedaliaceae
Biological process (GO): ubiquitin-dependent protein catabolic process
Cellular component (GO): membrane
Molecular function (GO): ubiquitin protein ligase activity
Source: RefSeq, a predicted model, not a curated record